This is a messenger RNA of Calypte anna (Anna's hummingbird), 2713 nucleotides long. It is a transcript of the gene ZNF76, whose product is annotated as zinc finger protein 76. Gene Ontology annotation, biological process: regulation of transcription by RNA polymerase II; central nervous system development. NCBI's taxonomy places the organism in Eukaryota, Metazoa, Chordata, Aves, Apodiformes, Trochilidae. Gene Ontology annotation, cellular component: transcription regulator complex; PcG protein complex; nucleus. The record is from RefSeq and is a predicted model, not a curated record. The transcript has 15 exons. The coding region runs from base 23 to 1936 and encodes 637 amino acids. Gene Ontology annotation, molecular function: RNA polymerase II cis-regulatory region sequence-specific DNA binding; DNA-binding transcription factor activity, RNA polymerase II-specific.
AGCAGCGGCCUGGCCCCGGUGCAUGGCGGUCUGGCGGAGGACUCGGCCCCGUUCGCCUGUCCUCAGCUUGAAACAAAGCCAUCAGCUCUCUGUUCCCCUCUCCUCUGGCUCUGUGUCCUGGUGCUCUCUGUGGGAGAGCUGCCCAAGGGGAAAUUCAUGUCUGAGGAGCAACCCUCAGGACAGGAUGGAGAGUUUGGGCUUGCACACAGUGACCCUUAGUGAUGGGAGCACAGCUUACCUCCAGCAGGCUGUCAGAGGUGAAAAGCUGAUUGAGGGGCAAGUCAUUGAACUUGAAGAUGGGACCACAGCUUACAUCCAUCAGGUGACAGUUCAGAAAGAAGCUGUGGCUUUUGAAGAUGGUCAGCCAGUGGUGCUGGAAGAUGGCAGCAUGGCCUACAUCCACAACACAGAAAGUUAUGAGCCCAGCACCUUUGAGGCCAUCCAGCUGGAGGAUGGUUCCACUGCCUACAUCCAUGCUCCUGUCCUCAUGCCACCUGGCAGCACCAUCCUGGAAGUGCAGGGAGAAACAGGGCUGGAGGAGCUGGCUGGGGAGGAGGAAGAGGAUUCCUUUGAUGUGGAGAGCAUGGCUGCAUUAAAGCAGUACAGCAGCAAGGUGUCUGAUGAGGAAGAGGAGGGAGUGACAGACACCUGCCACCUGAGGAGUGAGGAUUCCAGCAAUGUCCCUUCCCAGGAUUUGCAGGAGGAAGAAGUGCAGAGCAGUGAGAAGGGGCAGCAGGUUGGCAGCAGGGCCUUCAGGUGUGGAUACAAAGGCUGUGGCCGCCUCUACACCACUGCCCACCACCUAAAGGUACAUGAACGUUCUCACACAGGGGACAGGCCGUAUACCUGUGACUUUCCAAGCUGUGGGAAAGCAUUUGCCACAGGGUACGGACUCAAGAGCCAUGUGAGGACACAUACUGGUGAGAAACCCUACAAGUGUCCAGAGGACAUGUGCAGUAAAGCUUUCAAAACCUCUGGGGAUCUCCAGAAACACAUCCGGACACACACAGGGGAACGCCCCUUCAAGUGCCCCUUUGUGGGCUGUGGCCGCUCCUUCACCACCUCCAACAUCCGCAAAGUUCACAUCCGAACCCACACGGGGGAGCGGCCCUACAUGUGCCCGGAACCCAACUGCGGGAGGGGCUUCACCAGCGCCACCAAUUACAAAAACCACAUGAGGAUCCACACGGGGGAGAAACCCUACAUGUGCACCGUGCCGGGCUGCGGCAAACGCUUCACGGAGUACUCCAGCCUCUACAAACACCAUGUGGUUCACACACACUGCAAACCCUACACCUGCAGGAGCUGUGGGAAGAACUACCGCCAGACCUCCACCCUGGCCAUGCACAAACGGAGCAGCCACGGGGAGCUGGAGGCCACGGAGGAGACUGAGCAGAGCCUGUAUGAACAGCAGCAACUGGAGGCUGCUGCUGAUGACAGAGCCACCCCCCUGAAGAGCCAGCACAUCACUUUCCUGGCAGAGAUGGAGGAGGAGGAAGAGGAGGAGGAUGAUGGUUUGCAUGCACAAGUCUCCCUUAUCUCUCAGGAUGGGACAGAUCAGGUCAGUCUGUCCCAGGAAGACCUCCAGGCUCUUGGCAGUGCCCUUGGCAUGGUGACCCAGAGCAGUGCCCUCAGCCUGCCCGAGGCAGAGCUGGCAGGUGGUGACACACACUCGGUGACAGUGACCAGCAGGGACAGCACUGAGACACAGCAGCCGGUUGCCAUAGUCACCUCUGGAGCAGUCCUGGCUGAGGAAUCGGCUGUCACCUCCCUCUGCCAGCAGCAGGUGGCAUUGCUGGCCACCCCCAGCGGCACCCACAUCGCAGUGCAGUUGGAAGAGCAGCAGAGCCUGGAGGAAGCUAUCAGCAUGGCAGCAGUGGCCAUCCAGCAUGAACCUGUCACACUUGAAGCAGCCGUGGCUGAGAAUGGGUGCUGAGACCCCCUGGAGCCCCCCGGGCAGGGAGGGUGGGCAGGCAGCCUCAGCUCCUUCUCCAUGGGAGCAUCAGGAGCAGCUGGAUCAGGGCCAGCUGGCAUGUGGAGUGAGGGAUGGAUGGUGGCCAGGAGCAGUGAGCAGAGGGAGAUGGUGCCAGCAGCCCCAGGCUGCUGGAGUGACCCUUUUCCAAGGGCUCUUCUCACUGAGGGGGGAUAUCCAAGAUACUUGGCUGCUGCAUUCUGGAGUCUCUGCAGUUUUCCUGAGCUCUGAGCAGCAACUUUUCCUGCUCCUCACCUUGGGCACUGACUCCCUCUCUCUGGAGCAGAUAGCAGGUGAUGUUUUCUAGUAUUAAUUCCUUCCUGGCUAAAAUUCCCAAGACCUUCCAGUCUCCUGCAGCACCAGUGAUGGAGCCACAGAGAUUUUGGAGUGCAAAAAUUUAGUUUGGAGAGGCACUUCCUGCCCUCUCCCUCAAGUCCAGCAGCUCUCCCCUUUCCUGCCCAUCCUUCCAGGUCAGGGAGAAGUGGGCAGCAUGAACACAGAAGCAAUAAAUCCCCCUCAGAGCAAGCCCAGGCUGCUUGGUGGCAGGAGGGGGUGACCAGUUCCUGGUGCAUGGCUCCAGCAGCCACAUUCCCAUCUCUUUUUCUGCUCUCCAAAAACAUUUCCUUGGCAGGCUGAGCGUGGUGGAGCAGAGCAAAGCCAGCCAGCGCUUGUUUGAGGGCUGAGUUAGUCCUGGGUGUAAAUACUGAGCUGAAAUAAAAACAGAAUAAAAAAUUGCUUUUU